Messenger RNA from Fomitopsis serialis, 1190 nucleotides. RefSeq names its product TB2/DP1, HVA22 family-domain-containing protein. NCBI's taxonomy places the organism in Eukaryota, Fungi, Basidiomycota, Agaricomycetes, Polyporales, Fomitopsidaceae. The record is from RefSeq and is a predicted model, not a curated record. Bases 1 to 921 code for a protein of 306 amino acids. The transcript is spliced from 3 exons.
AUGUUGUUCUACUUUCUGUUCAGAGUGGUUAGUGCCACAACCGCCUUUCUCUAUCCUGGGUAUGCAUCGUACAAGGUGCUCUCCCAACGGCCUGCUGCAGAAGAAGAGCUGGAGCGAUGGCUGAUGUACUGGAGUGUCCUCGGCUGCAUCGUCGCGGUAGAAUACGUCGCCGAGUGGCUCGUCUCCUGGCUCCCCUUCUACUACACCAUCAAGACCAUCUUCCUGCUCUACCUCGCCCUCCCGCAGACGCACGGCGCGACGUACCUCUACCGCGCGCACCUCCGCCCGUUCUUCGCCGCGCACGAGCGCGAGAUCGAUUCCGCGCUCGCCCAGCUCAAGACGUACAUCUACGCGUCCCUCCAGCGCGUCCUCCGCGCCGCCUGGGAGCACGUCUCCGGCACGCUCCGCCAGAUGAACAUCCCCGUCGCAGGCCCCGGCUCCGGCUCCGGCUCGGACGCGAAUGCGCAGGCGGGCGCAGCACCGCUACCUUCCCUCGGAGACCCCGUUUCGGGCCCUGCGCAGCUCGCCUCGGGUCUCUGGAGCACAUAUGGCCCUAGCGUCCUCGCGUCGGGCGCAGCGCUCCUCCGCCAGGCACAGGCGUCCGCCGCACAGGCCGCAAACGCCAACGCAGGUGGGCACGCGCGGCGAGACGAGCUCGCAUCCGAGGCGCAGGCUCCGCCGUACGACCUCUCGGAGCCGGGCGUGCCGGUGGCCGAGGCGAACAACCCCUCGCGAUCGUCAUCGUCGGGCUCGCUCCGCCAGCGGACGGACAACGGGCGCUCGACCUUUGAGGAGGUCGAGGUGCCGAGUGACAUGGAAGGCGAGGGCGAGGGUGAGGGACGCCCUGCGCCUCAGCAAAGGCGGACGAGCUGGUUCGGGUGGGGCUCGUCGGGCGGGUAUGAGCGGGUGAAGAGCGAGUGAGAUGAUUGAGACGGCCCUGUGCGUGUGUAGAUAACGGCGUGUACCAUAUAGCGGCGGACUUGCAUCAUGGAUUCUGAGCGUGUAAUACUAUUCUACGGGCAUGUAUUUAUUGUCUGUCUCUGCAAUCGCUGUCGUGGUUCAGUCAUCUUCGCUGGAACAUCAAAAGCGGUCAGGGUCAGCCCGUACAACCGCUCAAGUGGGAAGUAGCACUGAGCGUGCACGGCCGACCAUGUAUUUCUCACCUUCACGAAUGCAUGCGGGUGAAGGCU